This is a messenger RNA of Carica papaya (papaya), 1300 nucleotides long. NCBI's taxonomy places the organism in Eukaryota, Viridiplantae, Streptophyta, Magnoliopsida, Brassicales, Caricaceae. The record is from RefSeq and is a predicted model, not a curated record.
UCUUAUCCCCUCGGCUAACUAAUCGUCUUAAAGCUAACAGUGAAGUUUACGCGGCGGAGUAACGACCGGGAAAAGGAAAUGAAGGUGGGAAUGAUGGGAGUGGUGCACAGAACUCCUCCUGCUACCUCACUCCCUGUUCGUAACGUCAGGUCUAGGGCUAAAUGCUCUUCGGUUCCUGAUCAUAUCUCCUUCAUCAAAGAUGUGGCUGUUACUCAACCUCCUGAUCAUCUUCCCCAUUUGUUGAGAAUGCUUCAAACUAAAGGAGAAAACAUCCUCUCGCCGGGAUGUAAGCAAGGAUUGAUCCCUCUUGCUAUUCCUCUUUCCAAGAAUCCUGCAGGUUCAAUAACUGCAUUGCUGCGUUGGCCAACUGCACCACCAGGAAUGGAGAUGCCGGUAGUGGAAGUUCGCAAGCAUGGCGUGUGGCUUUUGGCAAAAAAUGUAGAUCAAUAUAUUCAACGGAUUUUGGUAGAAGAAGAUGCAAAUGGCUUAAAUAAAAGUAAGGAUGAACUAUAUCAUGCUUCAGCAGAGGCUGGUGAGAAACUUUAUAAAAGAGGUGAUUUUGCAGAAUCUCGGAUUGGAAGCCUCGAUAGUUAUCUUUUAAAAGAGGUUGGACUGUUUCCAGAUGUUUUAGAGCGUAAAAUAACGCGGCAUUUCGAGCAAGAGGAUCAUGUUUCAGCUUUGGUUACGGGAGAGUUCUAUACCAGGAAGGACCUCUUUCCAGGAUUUGGACGUCCUUUUGUAUAUUAUGCAGGGAUUCUGCAGAGGGUAGGACAGCUUUCAGAAGCAAAAGAUGCUGCAAGGGUGGCAUUGAAAUCACCAUGGUGGAGUUUAGGCUGUGCGUACCAGGAAGUUGCUGGUAUUGCACAAUGGGAAGAUGAGCAAAUUGAGUACAUCAAGGAGAAGGUGACAGAAGAGGGCAGACAAUAGGAUCUGAAAAAGGGAAAGGCACCUGCCCAGAUCGCGUUGGAUGAGGCUGCAUUUUUAUUGGAUUUAGCUUCAAUUGAAGGAAACUGGGUUGAUUCUGUGGAGCGAAUUGCUGAAUGUUAUAAAGAAGCUGGAUUGAAUGAAAUUGCAAGAUUCAUUCUGUACAGAGAUUGAUAAACAAUAAGGAUAUAAACCCACAAUCAAAGGGUCUUCCUUUUUGACAUUUUUAAACAUUUUCACAAAGAUUCAUUACAGUACUUUACAACAAAAUGCAAGACUUGGUAGAUACAUUUUGUGAUUUUGUGAUUAUAUACAAGUUGAGCUUCCUUUUUUAUAUGAGAUGGAUUAAGUAGCUCUCCUUGUCAUUGAGCCCUUG